AUGGGCUUUACUGUUGGUUUGUUGAGUUGCUGUGAGGAUAUGGGCACGUGCUGUGACGUUUGUUGUUGCUUUGCAUGCAACACAAGUCGCCAGUGGAGUGCUGCUGAAGGCAUACCCAACAACUGUGGCUGCUGCUGCUGUCUGGGGUCAUGCUUCUUCCCCAUGAUUACCACGUGCCUUCUUCGUCAGAAAUUGUCGUCGAUGUACUUUCUGCAGGAGAAUUUGCUUCUUACCCUACUGAUUGGUUGGUUUUGCUCCGCGUGCUCGGCGUGCCAGACACAUCGCGAGCUCACGUUGCGUGGCGCCAACCCCGGCGGCUGCUGUUGCCAGCCAAGAUUCUCAUCAUUUUCUUUGGUGAUCUCUUUUUUUUUGCUUUUGCUGUUGUUAUGCGUCUUGUGA
Messenger RNA from Trypanosoma cruzi, 399 nucleotides. RefSeq lists its product as uncharacterized. The record is from RefSeq and is a predicted model, not a curated record. Bases 1 to 399 code for a protein of 132 amino acids. The transcript has a single exon. NCBI's taxonomy places the organism in Eukaryota, Euglenozoa, Kinetoplastea, Trypanosomatida, Trypanosomatidae.